Triticum aestivum (bread wheat) is the source of this 3887-nucleotide messenger RNA. Its product is annotated as pre-mRNA-processing protein 40C. The record is from RefSeq and is a predicted model, not a curated record. The transcript is spliced from 18 exons. NCBI's taxonomy places the organism in Eukaryota, Viridiplantae, Streptophyta, Magnoliopsida, Poales, Poaceae. Bases 817 to 3639 code for a protein of 940 amino acids. Gene Ontology annotation, cellular component: nucleus. Gene Ontology annotation, molecular function: transcription coregulator activity; RNA polymerase binding.
CUCCUGACCUUCUGCAGCCGCAAUUGAUUCAGGUCGUUCCUCUUCCCUACCCUCUAGCGACGCCGCCAACGGCAACACGGCACUUGUCCGGCUACAGCGCCACUAGAAGUGGCCUCCGAGGAGCCAGUUGAUCCACCUAUGAGGUAGAAAGGUUGGACGGUGCCAUGCCGCCACCCGCAGAUGUCUACCUCCGGCCGACCCCCGCCUCACGAAGCUCAUCGUCUUGAUCUGCCUGCUCCUAAUCCGGAUGAUAUCGUGCCUCUGACCCUUCCAGCCACCUUAAUUCCAUGUUCCCCAUCUAUCAGUUUGAUGUUGAUUUCUUCUCUUCCUUCCCGAUCUUGCGUUCUGUAUGUUCCCAUCUGUUCGUUCUAUGGUGAACCUGAUCUGCUGGUUUAAGGUGCGAGCGCUUACUCUUCAGUUUCUGGAUCCGGUUUCAGGAGUUUCGAUCUGCUGGGUAACCAAUCUUCAGUUUCUGGAUCCAUUCAUGAUGUGUCACGCACCGGCGACGCUUAAUACAAGUGUGACUUUGUAUUUUCCUCUGUACAAGAAUCUGCAACCUUCCUACUCCAGCAGCUGAACCUCUAGUAGCAUGGUUCAUGGCAAGGCGGUGUUCAUACUGAUUUGGUCAACUAAUUUGGGUAAAACUUGGAGGCUGGUUUUGGCAUAUUGAUUUGGGAUUUCUUUACUUUAAUCUCCGAUGGCUGCUGGACAGUUUAUUACUACGACAUUUGAGGAAUUCUUCAGUUUUGAAUCUCUGGUGGAUAGUGGCUUUUAAUUUUCUUCUAUAAUUCUCUAUUUGUUGAUCUGAUUUCCAGCAUGCUCCAAGUAAAAUGGAUCUUUGCGUUCAAUCGAUUAUCUCAGGCUCUGAUGGCUCGUCCAAUGCCUCCAGCGGCUCUCCAGCCACCAGCUCCACGGCAGUAUUUUGGGAACAGGCCUUCUUUCUCAUAUAAUGUAGUCUCACAUGCCAAUGCUAGCCUGCCUACUGGUCAGCAGUUUCAACUUGACACUAGGACAAACCAUGCUGUCCAAGUCCCUAUGUUUGCUCCACCAGCAUCCUUGCAACCUCCUGCUCCUGGGCAAUUGCCUCGCCCAGGUGCACCAUUCCCUGGACCUAUGGCACCAAAUCCUCCUGCAUCUAUUCGGUUGCCAUUUCCAGUGCCACCCAGGAUGCCCAAUAUUCUUUAUGGUGCAAACCCACAACAGGGUAACCUGGAUGUUGGUGCUUCCAAGUCGGAUGCCCCAAGUGCCCCAGAGGUAAGUCCCCAUACAGUGCAGUCACUGCCACCUCGUCCUGAGGGAUUUGGGGCUGUUGGGGGUUCUGCACCUGGACAACGUCCUUCAAACUUGUCAACUCCACCAAGCCUCCUUCAGAGGCCUACAGGUCCAGCCCCAUCUUUGCCUCAAACAUCACCAUCAGGUGCUGCACCAGGUGCUGUUCCACGGGCAACUCAGCAACAGUUUUAUCCAUCCUAUCCUUCAGCCCCAUCCUAUCCUUCAGCGCCUGGUAAUCCACCUCAACCUUUAUGGGGAUAUCCUCCACAACCUACUGGCUUUCAGCAGGCUCCCUUCCAUUCAUAUCCACCGGGCUCUCUUGGACCUCUUGGUACACCAAUGGUUGGAACUUCUUCUGUGACUACAUCCUUGCCCAACAUCCAACCACCAGGCAUUACAACUGGUGAUCCCAAAGAACAACCAUCCGUAAAUCCAGGAUCUGUGCAGUCCAUUCAUACUUCAGUUGAACAACAUCCAACAGGGCUGGAGGACAGAAGUAUGGCCGGAGUUCAGGAUUCAGAUGCAUGGUCUGCACACAAAACAGAAGCCGGUGUUUUAUAUUAUUACAAUGCCUUGACAGGGGAAUCAACUUAUCAAAGACCACCUGGUUAUAAGGGGGAGCUCGAGAAGGUUGCAGCUCAACCAGUUCCAGCUUCUUGGGACAAAAUUGCUGGCACAGACUGGAGCAUAGUAACUACAAGUGAUGGAAAGAAAUAUUACUAUGACAAUAAACAAAAGGUUAGCAGCUGGCAACUUCCGCCGGAGGUGGCUGAACUCAACAAGAAUGCUGAUUCUGGCAACUUGAAAGGAAGUUCAACUUCACUGCAGGAUGCUGGCACAGUAGCAAAUAAGGGAGAGGCGAGUGGUGAAAUAAGUACUCCUGCCUUACAGACAGGUGGCCGUGAUUCGUUGCCACUUCGGCAAACAGUUGCCCCUGCAUCGCCUUCUGCUUUGGAUUUGAUAAAGAAGAAAUUGCAGGACGCUGGUGCUUUCAGUGUGUCCUCUCCUCUUGCUACUCCAUCAUCUAGUGCAUCCGAGUUGAAUGGAUCUAAACCAGCUGAUGGUGCACCUAAGGAACAGCAAGGUUCAAAAAAUGGUGAGAAAUCAAAGGAUAACAAUGGCAAUGAAAAUAUGUCAGAUUCCUCUUCAGAUUCAGAUGAUGAGGAACAUGGACCAAGUAAAGAGGAUUGUAUUCGUGAGUUUAAGAAAAUGCUAAAGGAACGAGGAGUAGCACCAUUUUCAAAGUGGGAGAAGGAACUGCCAAAAAUAGUAUUCGAUUCACGAUUUAAGGCUAUUCCAAGUCACUCGACUAGACGGGCUAUAUUUGACCACUUUGUUCGGACACGUGCUGACGAGGAACGAAAAGAGAAGAGAGCUGCUCAGAAGGCUGCCGUUGAGGCAUAUAAACAGCUAUUAGAAGAAGCAUCUGAGGGCAUCGAUUCAAAACCAGGUUACCAGGAUUUCGAAAGAAAAUGGGGUGCUGACCCAAGAUUUGUAGCCUUGGAUAAAAAAGAAAGGGAGGCUCUUUUCAAGGAGAAGGUGAGGGCUCUUGAAGAGAAAGUUCAAUCAGCGCGAAAUGCUGUCAUAACUGACUUCAAAUCAAUGCUUCGAGAAUGUAAGGAUAUAAUCCCAACUAGCCGUUGGACCAAAGUGAAAGAAAAUUUCCGGAGUGAUCCAAGGUACAAAGCUGUAAAGCACGAAGAGAGAGAGAAUGCUUUUAAUGAAUACAUAGCAGAACUUAAAUCAGCUGAACGGGAAGUGGAGCAAGCUGCAAAGGCCAAAGUGGAUGAACAAGCCAAAUUAAGGGAGAGGGAACGCGAAACUCGCAAAAGGAAAGAAAGGGAAGAGCAGGAAAUGGAGAGAGUAAAAUUGAAGAUCCGAAGAAAAGAUGCCACGUCUUCGUAUCAGGCUUUGCUUGUUGAAACUAUAAAAGAUCCAAAGGCAUCAUGGACUGAAUCCAAACCAAAACUUGAGAAGGAUCCGCAAGGUCGUGCUGUAAAUCCGGACUUAGGCCAAGGUGAGGCCGAGAAGUUAUUCCGUGAACAUGUCAAGGACUUAUAUGAGCGUUGUCGCCGUGACUUCAGGGCACUUCUGUCUGAGGCGAUUGCCCCAGACGCAGCAACUCGGACGACGGAAGGAGGAAAGACUGUGGUUAUCUCUUGGAGCGAAGCAAAAGACCUUCUAAGAUCUGAUCCAAGGUACAGCAAAGUGGCAAGCAAAGAUCGAGAGUCAAUGUGGCGACGAUAUGCGGAUGAUAUGGUGAGAAAGCUCAAACAGCCGGACACGGAGAAACCGGAUACCAAUGCCAGACAACAACAACAACGACAACAACAACGCAGGUCCUCUGAUCCGCCGAGGCGGAGGUAACUUUUAGAAAUACAUCCACUUGUGUACCUCCCUGGUUAUUCCUCUUGUCGGGUUGUUCAGGACCCCUUGUCUGUGUAACAAAAUGGCCUUGAGUUAUCAUCACCAGUUUUGAUGGCAAGAGCUCAACUGUUCCGCAACCCCCUUCCUGGUGCCAUUUUAUGCUGCCAUGUCACAUUGUUGGCUGUUGUGAUAUGAAUAUCUUCAGUUUUUUUGGUUUUGAAAGAAUAAUGUUUCUAAAGUUGAUGAAA